Molecule: messenger RNA, 414 nt
Organism: Anisakis simplex (herring worm)
Lineage: Eukaryota; Metazoa; Nematoda; Chromadorea; Rhabditida; Anisakidae
Source: the annotation of a GenBank genome assembly
AUGUUCAGGGUUACCGUGAUUCUAUCAGCUGUACUUCUCCAUCAAGCAUGGGCGAGCAUACAUCUUGUAUUCGAUGUGAAUUCACCAGCGGUUGUGGGAGGAAAUGAUGCAUCAGCCAUCGCAAAUGGACUAUCUGGUACUGCAGGCAGCCAAGAAAAUUCAAUUCUCAAGAAUCAUGCACAUAAUUUCGACGAUUUAGAUAAUACGAGGCAUCAUGUCAAUUCGCAACACACAAUAACGCAUACCACACAAAUUUCUGCCUAUACAGCCGAUUCGGACGAUAUCUCCGACUCUGAUUCACCACAAAAGAAGGACGAGGCUGCAAAAAACGAAGAUUCGGGCGGUGAACGUGGUUCGAGUAUCCAGGACACAAUGUCGAAACUAGGAAAUGUCACGUUUAAGCCAAGGAAGUAG